Notolabrus celidotus (New Zealand spotty) is the source of this 7574-nucleotide messenger RNA. Its product is annotated as cadherin-4-like. Lineage: Eukaryota; Metazoa; Chordata; Actinopteri; Labriformes; Labridae. Gene Ontology annotation, molecular function: calcium ion binding; cadherin binding. The transcript is spliced from 18 exons. The record is from RefSeq and is a predicted model, not a curated record. Bases 660 to 3485 code for a protein of 941 amino acids. Gene Ontology annotation, cellular component: plasma membrane; catenin complex; adherens junction. Gene Ontology annotation, biological process: homophilic cell-cell adhesion; cell morphogenesis; calcium-dependent cell-cell adhesion.
CCUCUGGGCACACGUGGUCCAGGAAGUGAUUUCGUUAUGCUAAGUCUUGCCUAAAUUGAACCCAGCUUGCACUGUGAUGGAAGGUUGAAUGGAACUUAUUCAAAGGGUGCAGUCCUUCCCUCUGAAUUCUGAUGAAAUAAGGCAAACAUCAGAUGUGAAAGCUACAUGCUUGUUAAGCAGGGUUGCGGUUAAUAGCAGGCUAAAUGACUUUGCCAUACGUUUGGCCACGGAGAGUCGACUCAUUGUUCAGCGACUUUUUCAUAUAAUCAUAAAACUGCAAACCCCUAUAGGUCGCUGCAGGAGCGGGAUUUAAAUAACGGGGUCCUCAGAGAGACGUCAGAGAGGGGUUGUUUGAUUCAAACCCCCCAAACGAGUGUUUCUUUAAAUGCGUGUGUGGAGUUUUCCUGCACAGGGUGAUAGGAGGGGUUGGAGAGUGACGCUGGCUGCGCCUUGGUGCUGAGCGGAGCGCUCACCUGCAGAUGAGAGAGUCGGGGAAACUCGGGGCAGAGCUGCAGCACACUCACGGAGCGCGGGGAGGGACGUAAACGCACAGUCCGACCGAGAAGAGGGGAAUUACUCGUUUAUUGGAGAAGAAUUUCGUAUCGACCCUCUCUUUCUGGUUCCUCGUCCAGGCAGCCCUGGUUUACUUGCUCGCCACGAUGAGAUCUGACUUCGCUCUGGUCCUGACAGCAGCCCUUCUUUUCGACCCAGUCUGGAGGAAUAAUGGAGAGCAUGCUACCAAAGGUCCCUGCCGGGCUGGCUUUUCACAAAGCUUCUACUCUGUGCUGAUUUCAAAGGAUGUACUGCAAGGCCGGGGCAUACAUAAAGCACUGGCUCUCUGGACACCAGAUACCACCAUGUCAUCACAAAAAGUGAAGUUUGAUGACUGCAUGGGCAACAAAGCGGUGGUUUUCCAGAGCAGUGACCCUAACUUCAGCAUGCGGACAGAUGGGUCCAUCUUUGCCCAGGGAGAGGGAGCCAGCCUGGACGAGCCAGUCCAGUUUAAACUGACAGCAAGCGGUCCACACACACAGGUCUGGGAGACUGUGGUCCAACUGGCACUAAUAGACCUGCCUUCACCUCAACAAAAUGAAAAUGAGGUCACCAGCGAAGAGGGGAAAGUCGCAGAGAGAAAAGAGAAGAAGGACGCAUUCCAAGCUCCCCCUCCAGUCAUCAAGUUCUCAGGAUCCCCCCUGAAUAGCUCCAAGGUUCUCCACAGACAGAAGAGGGACUGGGUGAUCCCACCGAUAAACGUGGCGGAGAAUUCUCGAGGACCGUUCCCGCAGAUGCUCGUCAGCAUCCGUUCAGACCAGGACCAGGACAUCUCCAUCCGCUACAGCAUCACAGGAGUGGGAGCAGAUCAACCACCCAACGAGGUGUUCAACAUCGACCCCGUGCUUGGGAAGAUGUUCGUCACCAAACCUCUGGAUCGAGAACAUCGCUCCUCUUACCAUUUGCGAGCCCAUGCUGUGGACAUGAAUGGAAACCAGGUAGAGAACCCCAUCGACCUUUACAUCUUCGUCAUCGACAUGAACGACAACAGACCAGAGUUCAAAAACCAGGUCUACAACGGCUCUGUGGACGAAGGCUCCAAACCAGGAACAUACGUGAUGCAUCUCUCUGCGUUUGAUGCUGAUGACAACACCACAGCUAAUGGAAUGGUGCGCUACAGAAUCCUGUCACAGACGCCGCACAGCCCCAUCCCCAACAUGUUCACCAUCAACAGUGAGACCGGAGAUAUCGUGACUGUGGCGCCUGGGCUUGACCGAGAGAAAGUGUCCCAGUAUACCAUCAUUGUGCAGGCCACGGAUAUGGAGGGCAACCUGAACUUUGGCCUCUCCAACACGGCCACUGCCAUCAUUACCGUCACGGACAUCAACGACAACCCUCCCAUGCUGACCUCCAGAACUUUUUCCGGUGAGGUCCCGGAGAACCGAGUGGACAUCGUCGUUGCCAAUCUAACGGUGAUAGAUGCCGACCAGCCGCACUCGCCAAACUGGAACGCCAUCUACCGGAUCAUCAGCGGAGACCCCUCUGGCCACUUCACCAUCCGCACCGACCCGGUUAGCAACGACGGCAUGGUCACUGUAGUGAAGCCAGUAGACUUCGAGAUGAACCGCGCCUUCAUGCUGACCGUGGUGGUGUCAAACCAGGCCCACCUAGCCAGCGGCAUCCAGUCCUCACUCCAGUCCACCGCCGGCGUCACCAUAUCUGUCCAGGACGUCAACGAGCCCCCUUACUUCCCCACAAACCCCAAACAUAUCCGCUUUGAGGAGGGCGUCCCUGCUGGCACCAGCCUGACGACCUUCUCCGCCUCAGAUCCAGACCGACUACAGAUGCAGCAGACAAUCAGGUAUUCAAAGCUGAAUGACCCUGCAGACUGGCUGUCCAUCAACAGGACCAAUGGUCAGAUCCUAACCACGGGAAUGCUCGACCGGGAGUCCGUCUAUGUCAAAAACAAUAUUUAUGAAGCUACCUUCCUGGCGACAGACAAUGGCUCUCCUGCAGCCAGCGGCACAGGCACCCUGCAGAUCUAUCUGAUAGAUAUUAAUGACAACCCCCCAGCACUUAUACCCAAGGAGUCUCAGAUCUGUGAGCGGGUGAACAGAAACGUCAACGGUGUCAACAUCACUGCCGCUGAUGCCGACACUGAUCCCAACGCUGGACCUUUCGUCUUCGAGCUGCCCAGCUUCCCCAGCAGCAUCCGACGCAACUGGACCAUUUCUCGGAUCAGUGGUGAUUACGCCCGUCUUGGUCUGCGGUACCAAAUAUAUUUAGAACCUGGGGUGUACGAAGUCCCUGUAAUUGUGUCCGACUCGGGGAACCCUCCGUUGUCCAACAGGUCGACCAUCAAAGUGAAAGUGUGUCCCUGCGACGGAAACGGAGACUGCACCACACUCGGUGCAGUGGCAGCUGCUGGUUUAGGAACCGGAGCCAUCAUCUCCAUCCUCAUCUGCAUCAUCAUACUGCUGAGUAUGGUGCUGCUAUUUGUGGUGUGGAUCAAGCGCAGAGAGAAGGAGAGACAAACCAAACAGCUGCUCAUUGACCCUGAAGAUGACGUCAGAGACAACAUUCUGAAAUAUGACGAAGAGGGAGGAGGAGAGGAGGACCAGGACUACGACCUGAGCCAGCUGCAGCAGCCGGACUCCUUGGAGCACAUCAUCAGCAAGCCACCAGGCGUCCGUAGGGUGGAUGAGCGUCCCAUCAUCCCCGAGUCCCAGUACCCAAUCAGACCUGUCGUGCCCCACCCUGGGGACAUCGGGGACUUCAUCCAUGAGGGUUUGCGAGCGGCGGACAAUGACCCGACAGCGCCUCCAUAUGACUCCCUGCUGGUGUUUGACUAUGAGGGCAGCGGCUCUACCGCAGGCUCUGUCAGCUCCCUCAACUCUUCCAGCACGGGGGACCAGGACUAUGACUACCUCAACGACUGGGGCCCUCGCUUCAAAAAGCUGGCCGACAUGUACGGCGGAGGGGACGAUGAUUAAGUCUGUCUGGACUCACAUGUAUACGCACACAUACACAAACACACACCCUCGUCCCGUCAGCUGGCCUGCCAUGCUCUGUCCCACUAACACAAAUGGGGCUAUUACACCGUUAUGAACACACAACGACGACAACAUGCUCACACUGAACAACCAACCAACCAAUCAAAUGACCCACCACAGAAGACUGCUGCCACGAGGCUCCUGCUCAAGGCUUCUGUCUGAGACUGAAACAGAAGCUCUGGAUUGCAGGCUUCUCAUCGUUCGUAUUUUCAAACUUGUGUUUUUGUUUCAUUUCAGUUGUGAAGCUUGAUGUUGGUUUUACUUCUCACUAGUCUGAUUUUUGUUUUCCCCUUAUGUUUGUGUAGCUUUUAUUUUGUCCCUGCUCGCCUUCAAUUGGAGCCACUCCCUAUUCCUGAGGGUUUUCACUUUUCCCUCGCUGUCAGCCCCCGCCUGCCUCUCUCUGCAGAAGCUUUAGGUUGAGCUGCUUGCUUUCUCUGAUGGGAACAAAAGUGGAAAAAAAAAACAGAAUAAGAACGCAGAUAUGAAAGUCCUUCUUGCAUGGAGGGUCCUGGUUUAUUUUUUCUUGAACUUGAAUUACUUUUAACAGAAGCACUGUUGUUUAAAAAGUGCCUUCAGUGGUGCGUAUUUUAGCAGACUCCCGCUAACUCAGGAUUGGUUGCCAUUUUUCGUGGGCUUACAUGCCCCUGUAUGACCCCUGAACCUUUAACUCAGACCUCCCCUUGUUAUCUCUAUGGUCCUGCAGUGCUGUGGUGGCUGCAUGAGAUAUCAGAGGAGCAUCGACUGGCUUGACGAGGGCGCUUUAUGUAGACAUACUGUACACAGGCCUACAGUGUGUCUGUAAGUUAUGAACAAAACAUUUCAAGUCAGGCAUUUCUGUGCUCCUAGAUCAUGUCAGACUUGAAUGUGAUUACUGAAAUCACAGAAAUACAGGACGGGACAGUCUUAGAGAAGAAAUGCAUCGUGUGUCUUUGUUUAUUGUGGCUUCCAUAGCAGCUGUGUUUGUUUCGAGCUCUCUGUGGUUGCACCUAAAACCUGAUGAAGCUUGUUGCGAUUGUGGUUUUAAGUGAAUAUCUCACUAUAUAUUUAAAAGAUUGACAAGUCAUGUGUGUUACCUCUUCAAGUUACUGUAUUUGAAGUGCUAAUGAGGGUUAUUAGGGAGACUUCGCCUUUAAGAUCAUUAAGGGUUUGCAUUGAGUUCCCAUCACCCAAAGGGAAACGACAUGGCACCUGUAACUGUUUGGUGAAUAUAUGAAGGGAAACUAUAUAAACUGUACAAACAUACAGGAAAUGAAACAGAGGAUUAGUUCAAAGAGCUCAAAGUGUUACACACAGUUAUGAGCUUGUUAAAGCUCCACCCUGAGUCCCUUUCUCUCUUAAGUUUCUUUUUCCUUUUUGUUGAUUCACAGCUGUAGCUCAGAAAACUUUUAAUAUACAAACUUUGGUGUUGGUCCCUGUCACAGAAACUGUGGGAAUUGAGCCUCAGCCAGGGAUUUAGCGCCUUCACAAUCUGUCUCUCUUCAGGCAACAUUUCAUUCAUCUGAAUUUUUUUUUUUUCUCCUGAAAUUUCUGGCUGAAACUUCAAGAGGUUUUAGAGACAAAGUUAGAGGAAAGGGAAAGUCUGUUGUGAAGCUCUGCACUUUAUCAAAGCAGACUCACAAAACUAAAGCUUCAGUAAUGGCGCUUUAAAGAAGAGACGUUGGGAAAGAGAGUUUUGUUGUGUCUAAAUGAAAAAAAAGCUGAACAACCCAUGGGCUUUUGUAAUCAUAUUUCAGUCCCCCAGAACUGCACGCAGAGAAAGGAGAGAAAAAGCUUUAGUCGUUUUAUUAAAUUAUUUAAAUAUGCAAAACAUUUCACAGGGGGAACAGGGAAGAUGCUGGUGAAUGAUGGAAAGGUUUAAUCAUUCCUUAUCUUCUGAGUGCCCGUUGAAACACUCCUCAGAUGUAGCUGGUUUUAUCUUGAUGUGGACUGACCAGAUUUUCUAUUAAUUAUGGAUAUGAUGAAUGCUUGGAGGAAAUCUCAGCAGCGACAAUGUUCUUUAGAUGUGAUUUGAUGAGAAGGAUGCUCCAUCCCUCCUUUUUCUCCUGCUGCUUUUCAAACUACCUUCUCAUGCUUCACAUGAGAAUAACUGCAGAUGAAAACAAUCUGAAGUUAAAAAAAUAUUCAUAAAACGUUUUUAUAUUCUUUCAGAUAGAGAGGUCUUCACUUGUGAUCGGAUGCAAGCGAAAUAAAUGUUAUUCAGUGCAUAAAGUCAUCCUGCCAAAACAAAGAGAUAAGGACUGGAGUUUUAUUGAUUAUAACAAGUGAAGAAAGGUCAAAUCAUUAUGUUUGUCAAGGUUAACAGGGUAGGUAUCUUUUUAUUCUCGACAUCAAUAGGUAAAUGGGUGAAGUAGAAACUGAACCGAUCAUCGGCUCAGAGGUGAAACUGUCGACAUGAGAACGGAGCACUUUCCAUAUCUGAUGAGCUCUUUUCUCCCCGGCUGCUCCUCAGCCUACAGAAUAUCUCCACAAAAUAAACACAACUGUUACUUUCUGCUAUCUCUGAUUAUUUCUGACAUAUAAAUGUUGUACAUACAGAGCAUUUUUAUACGUUUGGGAACAUGAUUUAUCCGUUUCUGUGUUGUAUUUUCUUUAAUUUCCGUUCUGUUUUUCGAAUGAGUACUCGGCAAUGUAUAUUUCACCACUAAAAGCCAUGUUGCAUUUAAGAGAAUCUGUGUGAUUCCACUUGAGCUUACAGCCAUACUUGUGUCCCUGUUUAAGAUUAGCUUCAUCAUGGUGAAAAGGUUCCACUUCAAACCAACUUGUACAGUCUUUACUAGCACACACUCACUCCUCUAAGCCUUACUGUACAUACGUGAGUGUUCUAUAUCACAUGAGCCCCUUCAGCACUGUUGAAUUCAGCUGGGGGGGUGGGUCCAGCGUUCACUGAAUAAAGACGAGCUUGGGGCCGUCUUAUCGGACUGGAUUCAGGGCCAAACACAGCAGGAGGUCCCCACACACACACACGCACACACACACACAUGCAAAGACUUUCACACACUUCACACAAGGUAACUGACCUAUAACUGUGUCAUACAUACAAACAUGACACAAUGCCAUUAUGAUACUGAAUGUUAUCAAUGACUCUCAAUGACACGUGGAAGAAAAUCAUCUGUGGAGUCGGUCAAACUUGACACAACCAUGUAAAGGCGGUUUGUAAAAGUGGAAAAUGACAAGAAGCUUGAUCUUUAGGUGUGACAUACUUGGUCUAUCUGUCUUAUUGACAUUCUCUUGCCAAACAAGGGAAGAAUUGGCAAACAGUAGAAUGAAGGAAGAAAACGAUUGCACUGCUGAACUCCACCCCUGUCCUCUGGCUCCUCUGCCUCUCUGGCUUGUGUAAGCUAGGAACACUUGGUCUCUCUCUGGACACUGCCUGACCAUGGACACACACAGGACAGGAGGCUUCAGACAGAAGCAGGCUUUUUUUUUGCUCUGCUAUGGCUAGAACUGCAACGACAGGCAGCAGUGUUUCUACAAGUUUUACAAAUACUGCUUAAGUCCAAGUGUACAUAAUGUAGUAUUUGCUUGAAGCUAAACAGACCAAGUUAGGCAAACUGUACCUGUACAAUUGGAGCUUUUUGCAUGUGUCUUUUUAUAAUGGACAGAUGAGUUCUACUACAGUAACCAUACAACAUUUUAAAAUGUGUCGCAGCCCGCAUGACCGAGGCUGCGGUCCAGAAGGGAUUCUGGUGUACCAUACUCACAUAGUUUCAAAUGGAGGAGAAAAAAAAGAUGAAAAAAUGAUUGCACAGUUAUGGAGUCAAAAUACUUUUUUGUAAAUUGUCAACAGCACAAAUAUUUUGUAUUGUUGUUUGUACCAUUUUGUAAGAAAAUGAAGAAAGAAAGAACAAAAAAAAAGGGAAAGACUCUGUUGUUUCAAGCGUGUGUUUAUAGUGCCACUGCGAUCUUGGUUUCUAAAUACCGUACAGUAAAUGCGCAGCCUUGCAGAUCAACCUUGUAAUAUAGACGCUUAGCUGGAGACUCCCUGUCAGCACCAUGUGUUAUAAAUAAAAAUUCCCCUCCUUAUAAGAA